This is a messenger RNA of Phaedon cochleariae (mustard beetle), 1569 nucleotides long. Lineage: Eukaryota; Metazoa; Arthropoda; Insecta; Coleoptera; Chrysomelidae. The record is from the annotation of a GenBank genome assembly.
AUGAGCAACGCGAGCGCGACCGGCGCCACGUCUACCAGCGCCGCGACGGCCGUAACCAGGACCGACCUGGAGCGCAUGGACGCGUCGAGCGACAGCGCCGUCAGCUCGAUGGGGUCCGAGCGGGUGCCGUCGCUGUCCGACGGCGAGUGGGGCGACGGCGGUAAAAUACGCCCGUUCGACUACAGCUACACCAGUCGACAACACAACAAUGGCAUCGGAAGCACCGAGAACGUCCGCAUGCCACCGGUCGCCCAAAAGAAACACCAAAUGUACGGAAAAAGGUACUUCCAGGAGCACAACUCGCCCGGCGCCUCUCACCCUUCCACCCCCGUCAAAUACGAAUACCGAGAACCGAGUUCCACCCCUUACAACAUCCCUAGUCAAACGGAAGGCGCCGUGGGUCCCAAGGUGCCGGAGAUGAAGUACUGCUCGAUGGACUUCGGCCACGUGCCGAGGAACCCUGCCGACCACAUCCAGCACAAUCACACCUACCAUCUGCCGGUGGAGAGUUCCGGGUCCUUGAACGUGCCGAUCACUGUCGAUGACAUCAUCAACUUGCCCAUGGACGAGUUCAACGAGCGUCUGUCGAAAUACGACUUGAGCGAGACUCAGCUGAGUCUGAUCAGAGACAUCAGGAGGCGGGGCAAGAACAAAGUGGCCGCGCAGAAUUGCAGGAAGCGGAAGCUCGAUCAAAUCUUGAGCUUGGCGGAUGAAGUGAAGGAGAUGAAGGAUAGAAAGAUGCGGCUCAUUUCAGAUCACGAGUAUCUCAAGAAUGAGUAAAUUCUCUUUCUCCAUGCCAUAAGUGGAUGCGACACUACUUCCGCACCCUUGGGUUUGGGAAAGAAGAAGGUUUGCAGCACGUACGCGAAGAAUCCCUUCCUUACGCCCAACGUUUUGAUUUUCACCAAACCAGAUGCCACUGCAUCAGAAAUUUGUGAAGCGGGCGAAAAAUUUCUGGUGACAAUGUAUGGAGGAGACCCCGAGCGAGAAAACCUUGAUGGACUGCGAUACAAAAUAUUCACCAAGUCGGUGUCAAAAGCCAAAUUUCAACUUGCCAGGCUUCCACCUACUAGUGAUGCUGGUAGGUAUCAUUCCUUCCGUACAUACCAGCAGGUACAAACUUGGUUAGGAAACAACAAGAUCCCUGCAGAUUGGGGGUGGUCCCUAACCAAGCAAGGAGUGGUACCUAUCACCACUACGAAGAAUGCAGCCCCUGAGUCUCUCCUGAAGAUUCUUGCCUGCAAGUGUGCCAGAGGCUGCAGCACCGCGGCCUGUAGUUGCAAGAAGGCAGGCCUGCGGUGCUCAGUUAUUUGCAAGCACUGCUCCGGCCACGCCUGCGAGAACUCGCGCGUGCCAGAACUCAAUGAGGACGACGAAGAGGAGAACGACGACCUCCUGGAAUAUCUCAUCGCCCAAGAGGAGCACGAACUUGAGGACGACGACGUCGAACCUCAGCCAAAAGGGUCUCGACUCAAUCAAUGUAUCAAUAAAAUUGAGACGGAAUCACAAGGUGGUCAUGGGUCAUUGGGAUCAUUUACCCCAAGUAAAAAGCAUAGAAUCAAUAGGUAG